CUCCAACAUCUCAAACUCAUUCGCAUUGACAUGCAGACAUUUAACUCAAAUGUCGAUUCAUCAUCGGUCUCAGCUACCACUGAUGAGCCACGGAAACCUUUGGAUGUGAUUACAGGCGAGGACUUGGGCCUUCAAACCGUCAGGAACGGUGUUAGCUAUCGUCGGCGGCAACUCGGCGAAGAGAAGGCCGUCAUCAUUCAGUCCAACACUGCUUGCAGAAGCCUUUCAUCGCCUAUUUGGCGCUUGCCCACUGAAAUUCUUUCCGAAAUCUUCCUUUACUGUUUGCCCGAAGACGAGCAUUUGGUCUAUGCAUCAAGACAGGCUCCUAUGCUAUUGACCAGAAUAUGUCGCCGAUGGAGGGAGGUUGCUGUGGGCUUUCCUAGGUUAUGGUGCAGGCUCAAAGUGGUAUUCUGGUACGGAGGCUGGCGGGGGGGAAC
Molecule: messenger RNA, 437 nt
Organism: Suillus subaureus
Lineage: Eukaryota; Fungi; Basidiomycota; Agaricomycetes; Boletales; Suillaceae
Exons: 2
Source: RefSeq, a predicted model, not a curated record